Messenger RNA from Dicentrarchus labrax (European seabass), 1869 nucleotides. It is a transcript of the gene pde6gb, whose product is annotated as phosphodiesterase 6G, cGMP-specific, rod, gamma, paralog b. The transcript has 4 exons. Gene Ontology annotation, cellular component: photoreceptor outer segment membrane. The record is from RefSeq and is a predicted model, not a curated record. Lineage: Eukaryota; Metazoa; Chordata; Actinopteri; Moronidae. Gene Ontology annotation, biological process: positive regulation of G protein-coupled receptor signaling pathway; visual perception; positive regulation of epidermal growth factor receptor signaling pathway. Gene Ontology annotation, molecular function: cGMP binding; 3',5'-cyclic-nucleotide phosphodiesterase activity. The coding region runs from base 179 to 442 and encodes 87 amino acids.
GCCCUCACAGCAAGCCUAGCAUAGAACUGCACUCAUCUGCUAGACAGACCCGUGCUGCGCUCACACCCACUCGUCUGGCUGUCCUUCACCCAAGCAGCCGAUAUCAUCACGACGGCAACACAUCAGAGAGGUGUCUCUUAAGCCAGCAUCCUGAACACAGGUACCAUAACUGUUCAAAAUGAAUCUUGAUGCUCCGAAAGCUGAGAUCAAAUCGGCCACCCGCGUCAGCGGCGGCCCCGCCACCCCUCGCAAGGGACCACCCAAGUUCAAGCAGAGGCAGACUCGUCAGUUCAAGAGCAAGCCUCCGAAGAAGGGAAUCCAGGGCUUUGGUGAUGACAUCCCUGGAAUGGAGGGCUUAGGCACAGACAUCACCGUCAUUUGCCCAUGGGAGGCCUUCAAUCACCUGGAGCUGCACGAGCUGGCCCAAUACGGCAUCAUCUGAGCCUUCCUGCAUCUCCCUGCAAUCCUCCGAGGAUUACAGGCAACAUCCAUGCACUUCAAACCAUCUGCCUCAGGCUCCAUCUCCUAGCUUUAAAUGGAACUAUUCCAAACAAACUACCAUAAUGACCUGUAACAAACACAAAAAAUGGAAAAAGAGAAAAACAAUCUACAAAAAAAAAUCACUUUUCUGUCCUCUUUCUCCGGAUUCUUCUUCUGAUUCUGCAGUUCACACACAUCUGCUCAUGUUUAGGCUCUUUUGGUUUGAGUCUCACUAGACCUGCACUGUUUCUCCUCUCUUGCUGUCCCUACUCUCUUCUCUCCUCUCCUUUUCUUUUUCUGUUCUUCUCACGGACAAAACAUGAAACUUACGCAAGCAAGGAAGCCUCAAAUUGAGUUCUAAGUGUCAAACCCAUGAAGCGGGUGGGUUCCCGCUUCAUGCGCUUCGGCGCCUCUUUUCCCACCUCAGAGGCUUGUCCAUCAACGCCGAAAAUACCAAAUACAAAACCUGAAUUCUGUAGACUGGACACCAGCUUGCCAUUGCUGAGCGUAACCUUUCAGUGGGAUAACGUUAAUCAUCAGAUAGCCCUCUUUUCCCUGUUUCGACCGACCUUUAAUAAUAUUUUCUACUAUUUUCAUCACAAUAUGUUGAAGUCUGAUGCAUGUGGGGAGGUGUUGUCAGGAAAUAAAUCGUUUAAAACCAACGCAGCAGAGAAUAAAUGUCCAGGGAAGCAGAAUUCCUUCCUUGCAGCAUACCAGUGUGUGAUUUGGCGGGCAGUAGUGUGUUUAGUUCAUCAUUUGCCCACAGUGACAACUCAUCUUAGCUGAAGAGGCACAGCAUCUCUGUUAACUCCUCUUGUUUGUAUAUCUCCCUUGUAUAAUAUUAAUGUAUAUGGAAAUAUGUAUUUUAUGUUUGCAGGUUUAUUUCUCAUACUUUCACACAACCUGUGGGUUUAUAUUUGUGUUUUUAAGCUCAAUAUUUCAGCUCUUUUUUUGUUGUUAUCUUGUAGAUUAGGACAUUCUGGACCAUCAUCUCAUCUUCAUCGUCAGUUUGUUCAUGUUUAGACAUUGAAGUAAUGCCCUCCGCAACUUCCACCAGUCUGUUUCACACAUGAGAUAUCAAUGCAUGCACACUUCUAGUUGCAUCUAGCCUGUACUGUAUUUGAUGUACUCCUGACUUUGAAAACAUUGUUCUAAUCAGCAAGGUGAUAACAAACAAGCUGACAAUUAUUCCCUGAUGAUAAAGCUGGUGAUGGAAGAGUUGAUUUUUCUUCAAAUGAUGUUUACAGUGAUUGCCCUGUAGUGGUGAGGGGUGGCAGAGGGAUGAGUGGGAUGGAUGUUUCAGUACACGCCCAGGUCUGAAGAGAUGUGUAAUGGACCUCUCUGCAGGAUGAGGGAAAAAAAUAAAACAUAAAAAGAGGAAAAUACAAA